ACGGCUAGCAGUCGCCACUAUGUUGACAGAUUAUUUGACCCUGAUCCCCAGAAAGUCCUGCAAGGUGUCAUGGAAGGCUAAGGUCCAUAACCACUGGUGGUCCUGUCCAUAGCCCAAUGAUGGAGCUGGAAGAAAAGGUCCUAUCACCUGGGUUUGGACUGUGGACCAUAUUUUUGACACCUGGCCUGCAUCUUCAGCCAAGUACCCCUAGAGUGAGAGAUAUGAAAAAUGCUGUAAUUGGAAACAACAAACAAAAAGCCAACUUGAUUGUUUUGGGAGCAGUUCCAAGGUUGCUGUAUUUGCUCCAGCAAGAAACCUCCAGCACAGAACUGAGAACUGAAUGUGCAGUGGUGCUAGGAAGUCUUGCGAUGGGUACAGAAAACAAUGUUAAAUCCCUGCUAGACUGCCAUAUUAUCCCAGCCUUAUUGCAAGGUUUACUGUCACCAGAUCUGAAGUUCAUUGAAGCUUGCCUCCGAUGUCUUCGCACCAUUUUCACCAGCCCGGUAACUCCAGAGGAACUACUGUACACAGAUGCUACAGUUAUCCCCCACCUUAUGGCACUGCUCAGUAGGUCUCGAUAUACACAAGAAUACAUAUGUCAGAUCUUCUCACAUUGCUGCAAACUCCGACACUGGCAUAGCUGCGGCUUUAAAUCAUCGCCUCAGCCACUUCUAUGUGCCAAUGGACCGGAUCAUCAGACAAUCUUAUUUAACCAUGGAGCAGUUCAGAAUAUUGCUCACCUCUUAGUCUCCACCUCCUACAAAAGUCUUCUUCUGGGUAGAGCCCCCAGAGCUGUGAGACAUGGUGAUUCCAUCCUACUGAGAGGCCUCCAGCAGUUCACACAUCACGAUUACUGUUCGAACCUCUCUUCAGACUCUGGCAGAUGGUCUGUGGACUCUGCUCUGGUUCGAAUGCAAGCAUUGAAAUGCUUCUCAGUUCUAGCCUUUGAAAAUCCCCAAGUAUCAAUGACACUUGUAAAUGUGUUGGUUGAUGGAGAAUUGUUACCACAGAUUUUUGUGAAGAUGUUACAAAGGGACAAGCCUAUUGAAAUGCAGCUCACAUCAGCCAAAUGCCUUACUUACAUGUGCAGAGCUGGAGCAAUCCGGACAGAUGACAACUGCAUUGUGUUAAAGACACUGCCAUGUUUGGUCCGAAUGUGCAGUAAGGAGAGAUUGCUGGAGGAACGAGUAGAAGGAGCAGAAACACUUGCCUACUUGAUUGAAACGGAUGUUGAGCUCCAGAGAAUCGCCAGCAUUACUGACCACCUUAUUGCAAUGCUUGCUGACUACUUCAAGUACCCUAGCUCAGUCAGUGCAAUCACCGAUAUCAAAAGGCUUGACCAUGACUUAAAGCAUGCUCAUGAAUUGCGCCAGGCUGCAUUCAAGCUCUAUGCUUCCCUUGGAGCAAAUGACGAAGACAUUCGGAAGAAGAUCAUUGAGACAGAAAAUAUGAUGGACCGAAUUGUGAAUGGCUUGUCUGAGUCUAGCAUCAAGGUGCGAUUAGCUGCAGUCAGAUGUUUGCACAGUCUGUCACGGUCUGUGCAGCAGCUCCGAACAAGUUUCCAGGAUCAUGCUGUAUGGAAACCCUUAAUGAAGGUCUUACAGAAUGCUCCAGAUGAAAUCCUGGUAGUAGCAUCUUCCACGCUAUGCAAUCUCCUCCUAGAAUUCUCCCCAAGCAAAGAGCCUAUAUUAGAAUCGGGAGCUGUAGAACUUUUGUGUAGUUUAACUCAGAGUGAAAACCUUGCCUUGCGUGUGAAUGGCAUUUGGGCUUUAAUGAAUAUGGCAUUUCAGGCAGAACAGAAGAUCAAGUCAGACAUCUUACGAGGUUUGAGUACAGAACAGCUAUUUCAGUUACUCUCCGAUUCAGAUGUAAAUGUGCUAAUGAAAACUUUGGGACUGCUCAGAAAUCUUCUGUCUACUCGUCCACACAUAGACCAUAUAAUGAGCACUCAUGGAAAGCAGAUCAUGCAAGCAGUUACCCUCAUUCUGGAAGGGGAGCACAAUAUAGAAGUCAAGGAACAGACAUUAUGUAUCCUUGCCAACAUAGCAGAUGGAACAACAGCAAAAGAACUCAUUAUGACCAACGAUGACAUCUUGCAGAAAAUAAAGUAUUAUAUGAGUCAUUCAAAUGCUAAACUUCAGCUUGCUGCCAUGUUUUGCAUAUCUAACCUCGUCUGGAAUGAAGAAGAAGGUUCACAGGAACGCCAAGAUAAACUACGAGAUAUGGGAAUAGUAGAUAUUCUACACAAAUUAAGUCAGUCAUCAGAUCCAAAUCUGUGUGACAAGGCGAAGACAGCACUCCAGCAGUAUCUUGCAUGAUCAAAGAUGAAGUGAAUCUUUGGACACCCCUCACAUCUAUUU
This is a messenger RNA of Gavialis gangeticus (Gharial), 2360 nucleotides long. RefSeq names its product armadillo repeat containing 8 (gene ARMC8). Bases 117 to 2318 code for a protein of 733 amino acids. The record is from RefSeq and is a predicted model, not a curated record. Gene Ontology annotation, cellular component: GID complex. Lineage: Eukaryota; Metazoa; Chordata; Crocodylia; Gavialidae. Gene Ontology annotation, biological process: proteasome-mediated ubiquitin-dependent protein catabolic process. The transcript has 24 exons. Gene Ontology annotation, molecular function: protein binding.